Hypomesus transpacificus is the source of this 2763-nucleotide messenger RNA. It is a transcript of the gene dgkza, whose product is annotated as diacylglycerol kinase, zeta a. The record is from RefSeq and is a predicted model, not a curated record. Gene Ontology annotation, molecular function: ATP-dependent diacylglycerol kinase activity. NCBI's taxonomy places the organism in Eukaryota, Metazoa, Chordata, Actinopteri, Osmeriformes, Osmeridae. Gene Ontology annotation, cellular component: nucleus. The coding region runs from base 259 to 2763 and encodes 834 amino acids. Gene Ontology annotation, biological process: diacylglycerol metabolic process; lipid phosphorylation; regulation of synaptic transmission, glutamatergic. The transcript has 17 exons.
CUCUCUGUACCCUCCCUCCCUCUCCCUCUUGCCUCACUCUCUCUUUUCUCUCUUUAAUUUCUCUCCCUCCGUCCUGUCGCUGGCUCACUGGCUCAGUCACUCGUGGACUAACGUUACGGGCAGGCUAGCGGCUGACAGAGGAGAGCAGCGAGGGGACACUGGAUGGAGAGCUCUCUCACUCACUCAGCCUCAGCUCAGUGACGGGGCACCGGGGGCUCCGCCGGCCCCUCCACCCUCCACACAGCCCUCCUGGGCGUCAUGGACACAUUUUUCCGCCGGCAUUUUCGCCUGAAAGGGGCAGAGCGAUGCCUGCACCACCGGGCGGGAGUGGCAGUCCCCAGCAGCAAGGCUCGUCGGCGCUCCAGCGUCGGCCUGCCCUCUACUGGCCUGGUGGAGAGACGCAGGUCCAGCGUGGGACUCGCACCACACGCUCUGCCCCAGAGAAAGACCUCCAACGUGGGCCUACCGCCCUCUAGCCUUGCCCAGAGGAGGAGGUCCAGCGCCGGCCCCGCCUCCUCAGCCCUGGCCUAUCGGCGGAGGCCCAGCGUGAGGAUGCAGGACAGCGGGGGGGAGGAUGUCAAGGGGGAGAGGCUUAUGCUGAAGACCAGGCACCAGGCUCGCCGGCGCUCCAGCACCACCAUCUCCUGCGUCCACCCCCGCUUCUCUGUGCGGAGACGGCGGGCCGCAAGGCAGAGGACCAUCGACCCCCACCUGCUGGGCCCCUCCAUGCUGCUGGCCAGCCUGGUGCAGAUGAGCCCCGAGGGGGAGUCGGAGGAGGGAGGGACGGAGACCUCCUACUCUUCCUGCUCUGAGUCUGAGGAGGACGGCGUUUGCGGCGGUGGGGGCGUGGCUACGGACAGGGAGGGUGGGGGCGUGGCUACGGACAGGGAGGGUGGGGGCGUGGCUAAGGACAGGGAGGGUGGGGGCGUGGCUAAGGACAGGGAGGGUGGGGGCGUGGCUAAGGACAGGGCGGCCGGCAGUGGGAGUGAGAAGAAACAGCCUGAGGGGCAGGGAUCUUUGUGGUCAGAGUGGGAGGAGCCUAGUGGCCCGGCAGAUGUUCAUAUGUCCAGCAUCCAGCCCCGCCCCCUGAUCCGUGCCCCGCGCUGCCUGCGACGUAACUCCUCCCACCUGCUGCCGGCGGAGGCCGUGUAUCGGAGCCGCGCGGCGUGCGGCGUGUAUGGGCGCUACCGCAGGGCCAGCCAGGUGUACAGGCUCUCCCCCGGCCCCAAGACCGGCCCCUGGCCCAGCCCCGGCCUCCAGGGCAGGAGACGACCCUCCCUCACCUCCCCUUCCUUGUCCUCCCCCAACCUGUACCACUGCCCCCCCUGCUGGAGGGAGGCGGGACGCCGGGACUCCCUGCUGCAGGGAAUCCACUAUGACCCCAGGCUAGACACCUGGACCACCUUCAUCUCGAAGGCCAUCGCCAAGUCUGGCCUGCAGCACCUGUCAGCCACGCCCAGCGCCUCCACACUGGCCCGGCUUGACCCCGACCGGGAGAUCAGCAGCUGUGUGGACUGGACCGAAAGUGCCCUGUAUGGGGAGCACAUCUGGUUUGAAACCAGCGGCUCCGGAGACUUCUGCUACGUAGGAGAACAGCACUGCGUCGCCAAAACACUGCAAAAGUCUGUCGCAAGGAAGAAAUGUGUGGCCUGUAAGAUAGUGGUGCACACCCUCUGUAUCCAGCAGCUGGAGAAGCUGUCCAACCAGGAGACACCAAACCCCUCCAAUGAUGACAGCAACCCAGUUAAAGACACCGACUUUAGAAUCAACUUCAGGUGCAAGCCCUCCUUUCGGGAGUCAGGCUCCAGGAACCUGAGGGAGGUGAGUAAGCCCAGCAUCGUGAGGCACCACUGGGUCCACCGGCGGCGUCAGGACGGCAAGUGUCGUCAGUGUGGCAAGGGCUUCCAGCAGAAGUUUGCCUUUCACAGUAAAGAAAUUGUGGCCAUCAGCUGUUCCUGGUGCAAACAGGCAUAUCACAACAAGGUGUCAUGCUUCAUGCUGCAACAGAUUGAGGAGGCAUGUUCUCUGGGCGCCCAUGCUGCCGUCAUAGUCCCGCCCACCUGGAUCAUCCACGUUCGCAGGCCACAGACAUCCCUGAAGUCCAGUAAAAAGAAAAAACGAACGUCGUUCAAGCGCAAGUCUAGCAAGAAGGGUGCAGAGGAGGCUAGAUGGAAGCCAUUCAUUGUCAGGCCCAUUCCCUCCCAGCUCAUGAAGCCUCUGCUGGUGUUUGUCAACCCCAAGAGUGGAGGGAAUCAGGGGGCUAAGAUUAUCCAGUCCUUCAUGUGGUACUUGAAUCCUCGUCAGGUGUUUGAUCUCAGCCAGGGCGGACCUAAGGAUGGGUUAGAGCUGUACCGUAAGGUCCACAACCUGAGGAUCCUGGCGUGUGGGGGAGAUGGCACGGUGGGCUGGAUCCUGUCUACUCUGGACCAGCUGCAGCUGAACCCCCAGCCUGCUGUGGCCGUGCUGCCUCUGGGCACUGGGAACGACCUGGCCCGGACCCUCAACUGGGGAGGGGGCUACACAGACGAGCCUGUGUCCAAGAUCCUGUCCCACGUGGAAGACGGGAACAUGGUGCAGCUGGAUCGCUGGAACCUGCAGGUGCAGCCCAAUCUGGAGGCUGCUGCUGAGGAGAGAGAUGAGCAGCAGACAGACAAGGUAGCACUGCUCUCCUCCUCCUCCUCCUCCUCCAUUGUCUCCUCCUCCGUCGUCUCCUCUCCGCAUCCAUCACACAGCAUGAGGACAGAGGUGCAGAUGGAGAAGUAG